Corythoichthys intestinalis (scribbled pipefish) is the source of this 3653-nucleotide messenger RNA. RefSeq names its product solute carrier family 7 member 4 (gene slc7a4). Gene Ontology annotation, molecular function: amino acid transmembrane transporter activity. Gene Ontology annotation, cellular component: plasma membrane. Bases 305 to 2311 code for a protein of 668 amino acids. The record is from RefSeq and is a predicted model, not a curated record. NCBI's taxonomy places the organism in Eukaryota, Metazoa, Chordata, Actinopteri, Syngnathiformes, Syngnathidae. The transcript has 5 exons. Gene Ontology annotation, biological process: transmembrane transport; amino acid transport.
UUUUUAGAAAAUAAAGCAUUUUUGCUGUGACCUAAUUAGUUUUAGGUAUCCUUACGUUCAAACGCCUGAUAUUUGCAUAUUUCAUUUAUAUGAAUAUGCAGUUGAGUGUUUGUGCACAACGUAUUGGCCUUUUAUCGACGUAUGGGUUAGACAUAUGGGCGUGUCAACGAAAUGGUUUCCUCCAAAGCAGCCCAUAUGAGAUUAAAGACAAAAAAAGGUGAGCUUUUCACGACGAUGACAAUGGAUCGAGUGUGACCCCUUUCCUUGUUUUUCCUGCCCCGUUGGCCAAUCCAACUGUGUAAUUAUGGCUACUUGUCAGCAAGGCUGCACACCAGCCGUGCGACUUUGUCAGAGGCUGAAUCGACUUAAGACCCUCGAAGACGACAUGAUGUCCACGUCGUUAAAACGCUGCCUCUCCACCCUGGACCUGACUCUCUUGGGUGUCGGUGGCAUGGUGGGCUCUGGCCUAUAUGUCCUAACAGGCACCUUGGCCAAAGACAUUGUUGGACCUGCUGUUAUUGUGUCCUUCAUUUUUGCAGGUUUUGCCUCUCUGUUAGCUGCUUUUUGCUACGCAGAGUUUGGAGCACGUAUUCCCAAAACAGGAUCAGCCUAUAUGUUUACCUAUGUCUCUGUGGGAGAGAUAUGGGCCUUUCUGAUAGGUUGGAAUGUGAUUCUGGAGAAUAUGAUUGGGGGUGCUGCUGUGGCGCGGGCAUGGAGUGGCUAUUUGGACUCCAUUUUCAACCACGCCAUCCAGAACUUUACAGAAACCCACGUUAUGCGGUGGGACAUUCCCUUCCUUGCCCAUUACCCUGAUUUACUUGCAGCAGGGAUUCUAUUGGUUGCCUCUCUUUUUAUUUCCUUCGGGGUUCAAGUGUCCUCCUACCUUAAUCAUAUUUUUUCCACCAUCAGUAUGUGUGUUAUUGUUUUUAUCCUCGUCUUUGGAUUUGUACUAGCAGAACCGGCAAACUGGAGCCAGAAGGAAGGAGGUUUUGCACCUUUUGGUUGGUCCGGCAUCUUAGCAGGCUCAGCAACAUGCUUCUACGCAUUUGUAGGUUUUGAUGUCAUCGCCUCGUCAAGUGAGGAGGCCAAGAAUCCACAGAAGGCUGUUCCCAUAGCCACAGCGAUAUCCCUUGGACUGGCAGCAGCAGCUUACAUCCUGGUGUCCACUGUGCUUACGUUAAUGGUUCCCUGGCAUACGCUGGACCCCAACUCAGCUUUGUCAGAUGCUUUUUUCCGUCGAGGCUACAGUUGGGCUGGAGUCAUUGUGGCAGUGGGUUCAAUCUGUGCCAUGAACACCGUGCUGCUCUGCAAUCUCUUCUCCCUCCCUCGCAUUGUGUACGCCAUGGCAGAAGAUGGGUUGUUCUUUAAAAUCUUUGCACGUGUCAAUCCUACCACCAAAGUCCCUGUCAAUGCUAUUCUGGUUUUUGGAUUUCUUAUGGCCACCAUGUCUCUGAUCUUUGAUCUGGAGGCUUUGGUUCAGUUCUUGUCAAUUGGAACCCUACUAGCCUACACAUUUGUAGCAGCCAGCGUCAUCGUUCUUCGCUUCCAGCCAGAGAGAAAACACUCCAAAGGGACUUCUUCCACAUCUCCCAAUCCAAAUGCAGAGCCGUCCCCUGCCCCGUCAGAAUGUCAGAACAUAUCAGAAGACGGUGAAGAGUUGAAACAAUACGAGUCUUUUUCCGAUAAGAUUCAGUUGGUGGAAAGGCAAAAGACAAAGGAGUGCAGAGGAGUGGGGCAGCUAAAGGCCUGUUGGGAACCAUACCUAGGUCGGCUAAUGGGAAACUGCAGGCCUGGGGAGGUGGUAGCCCUUUGUGUGCUGGGUCUGAUAGUCAGCUCAGUUUCUUUUUGUGCCGUUCUUGUAUUUGGUCUCAUGCAGCUGCAGCUCCCAAGAUGGAGCUAUACCAGCCUGUUGGUGAUUUUUAGUCUCGCUUAUGUUAUCUGCUUGGCACUCAUAUGGGCUCAUGAGCCACAGACUAACACCAAAACAUUCCAGGUGCCUCUUGUUCCACUUGUCCCAGGCGCUAGUAUUCUGUUUAAUGUAUUCCUUAUGCUGAAGCUCAGUUAUUUAACCUGGAUAAGGUUCACGAUCUGGAUUGCUGUAGGUCUCUUAGUAUAUUUUGGCUAUGGAAUCUGGCACAGUAAAGAGGGCAUGAGAGAGCUGCAACCCAAAGAUAUGGCUGCCCGAUAUGUUGUGCUCCCCAGCGGCAGUCUGGUAGAAACCGUGGAGUCUGUCCAGCCCGAGCAAGCGGAUGCCUCGGCGCAACAUGUUAACCCUGCCAUGACAACUGAGGAGUUUCCUGGAAAAAGAUGAUGUGUGACCAAAUCUAAAGAUCCCACCUGCCUGGUAGCUGCUGCCUCCUAUCCUCAUCACUAUUUUUGACACCUCUGGCUGGCCUAUUGCUUCCUGUACUCAUUGCUCUGCAAAUGCAUCUUUUGUGUUGUGAAGCAUAUUUUCUCUUCUUAUAUUCAAAUGUGAAGUCAAGGUCUUUCUUACUAAAAUGCAUCUCAUCAAAAAUAUAUCAAAUCUAGUAAAUACACUGUACGGUGCUUUUUCUGUGACAGCAAUUUGUUCAGUCAAUGUUUCUUAAUAGGACAUUUUUAUGGACCUUUAACAUAUACAGCAAACCAAAAAUGUCAAGACACCAAAUUGGACAAAAACAGCAGUGAUGUGCUGUAUUCUAUAACUGAAGAAAAUGUUGAUUGUUCUCACCUUCCAAAAACUACACUAGCAUCAUUAUCAGUUUUUUGAUCGUUAAACCUCAGCACAAUUUUCGUGUUACAUCUCAAUCACCUUCCAUUUCUUUUUUUGACCAUUUCUUAUAGCGUUCAUUUUUUCUUCCAGUUUGCAAGUGAUUUUUGUUGUCUGUGCAUCAAAACUGUCAAAACAGUUUAAACUGCUACCACAACACAACACUUGAAUGCUUCUUCUAAUCUCCUAAAUCUCAUGACCCUGAUGAUCUCACAAAAUAACAGGUGACAUGUCGUCAGGAUAUUUUUUUUUUCUUUUUACCUGGUUGUGGAGCAAGCACAAAUUCGACAAUUUAACAUCUUUUUCAGGGAGUAAGUUGUUUAUCCAGACAGAGGUUAUCUUUAAAUGUGUGUGAGGCCUCCUUAAUCCCAGAUUUUGAGGUGUCACCAGUCCACAGUUUGACCUCAGCAACAGAUAAAAACAUGCCUCCAAAUAUACUGUACAUUCCCUUAGUCUGCACUUGUGUAUAAUGAAAAGUAUCCAUUGUUGGUAUAUGUAUAUAUCUUUUUAAUUUCAUGUCUGCUUAUGAAACCGAUGGCCUUAAACAAAGGAAUCAAAGACAGUUUUAUGAAGUGGUUAGUAGGGGUUUUGUUCAAGACUAAGAUUACAAAGAUAGCGCAUUGUAAUUCAUUGUUCCAAUGUGUAAAAACUAACAAACAAAAAUUGGAACAGAAUGUAUGACAUUUCUAAAGGACCCGAGAAAAUUUUUGAAACUUUGCACACUAUUUAUAAAAAGAUCUUUGGUUAUUUUCAAUGUAGAGGAGGUAUUGCAACAGGAUGUACAUUUAUUAUUUUCCUAUAUUUCCUUCCUUCAGCGAUUUUUUUCCUGCAUGUCACAGUCUCAAUUUCUAAGUUAUGUCUGUAUGAAAAUUAUGUGACAUCACAUGUAUGUAAAAUAAAUGUU